Messenger RNA from Pseudocercospora fijiensis CIRAD86, 773 nucleotides. RefSeq lists its product as uncharacterized. Lineage: Eukaryota; Fungi; Ascomycota; Dothideomycetes; Mycosphaerellales; Mycosphaerellaceae. The record is from RefSeq and is a predicted model, not a curated record. The transcript is spliced from 3 exons. Gene Ontology annotation, molecular function: oxidoreductase activity, acting on NAD(P)H, oxygen as acceptor. The annotation marks the transcript as partial. Gene Ontology annotation, cellular component: intracellular anatomical structure.
UUCGAUGUCACAGGAAGAGUGUAUGCUGUUACCGGCGGGGGUAGAGGCCUCGGACUGACUAUCGCCUCUUACCUUGCGAAACUAGGCGCGCACGUAUACUGUCUUGAUGUACUCCACAUCCCUGCGGCUGAGUUCUUCGAGACGAAGGAGCUGGUCGAUAAUUCUGCCGGCUGCGGUAGCCUGAAUUACCAUCAUCUGGAUGUCCGCGAUGCUCAGGAGCAGGAAAAGGUCUUCGCCGAGAUUGCGGACCAGCAUCAACGCUUCGAUGGUCUUGUAGCUGCAGCGGCAAUCCAGCACAUCUGUCGGGCUUUGGAGUAUCCGCCGGAGAAGAUCACUGAGAUGCUGGAAGUCAACGUCAAGGGAGUCCACCUUACCGCUACAGCUGCCGCCAAGCAGAUGAUUAAGUAUGACUGCCCAGGCUCGAUCGUACUCGUAGCAUCCAUGAGCGGCUUCAUCUCGAACAAGGGCCUCUCGUGCAGCGUCUACAAUGCAUCCAAGGCCGCUGUCAUCUCCCUCGGGCGCAGCUUUGCCGACCAGUGGUCUAAGGCUGUCGGUGGCAAGCCAAUUCGGGUGAACAGCUUGUGUCCAGGGAAUAUCAUGACUCCGAUGGUUCAAAAGAAUAUCGAGGAUGAGCCGCAUCUCAAGAAGCUCUGGGAGGAAAGCAAUAUGUUGGGCCGCAUCUCCCAGCCAGAAGAGUUCACUGGUGCGGUUUUGUUCAUGCUCUCUGAUGCGUCCUCUUUCAUGACCGGCGCCUCUCUCUUGGUCGAUGGUAA